Molecule: messenger RNA, 859 nt
Organism: Aspergillus saccharolyticus JOP 1030-1
Lineage: Eukaryota; Fungi; Ascomycota; Eurotiomycetes; Eurotiales; Aspergillaceae
Product: EF-hand superfamily Ca2+-modulated protein
Exons: 3
Coding region: 98-703 (201 amino acids)
Source: RefSeq, a predicted model, not a curated record
CCAAUCAGCACAUGACAUCAUCCAUCUUCAAUCCAUCUUCAUCCUUUGCGCGCGCAUUCUUUUUUCCACCGCCAAACCACCCUCUGCGCAGACCACCAUGCCCCCGAAAGCCAGAAAACGCGGCGCCCCCGGCGCAACCACCACCAACCCCUCCGCCCCCAAACGCGCCCGCCAAUCCAAACUCGCCAAAGAAAACAACAUCACUGCUGCCGAAGAAAGCGAAAUCAAAGAAGUGUUUCAUUUAUUCGCUGUGGAUGACGUCGAUGAGUUCGCCGACGAAAAGGAGGGGGUGAUUCUGGUUGACGAUGUGAAGAAAGCGCUGUCAGCAUUAGGCCUCCCCCCAACCGCCACGGAACUCCCCUCCAUCCUCUCCGCUCUCGACCCCACCGAGACCGGCUACGUUCCCUACGAACCGUUCCUGACCGUCGCCGCUGCGAAGCUCCGCUCUCGCUCCGACGAGGCCAUGGCCGCUGAGGUGGAUACGGCGUUUCGGCUUUUUGUUGGGCGUAGUGGUGGUGGCCGCGCCGAGGUGAUCACCCUGCACCAUCUCCGGCGCAUCGCUCGGGAACUCAAGGAAGAGGCGAAUGUGGAUGAUCAGUUGUUGAGGGAUAUGAUACUCGAGGCCAAUGGGGGCGCCGGGGUCGGGGCGGGGGUCACACUGGGUCAGUUUCGAGAUGUCAUGCAGCGGGCGGGGGUGUUUUGAUUCCCCCAGGGGGUUGGGGUGGUAAUGUGAUGUGAUGAAUGAUCUUUUGACGAUGGUGAUGAAUUAUGUGGCAUUGGCAUUGGCGUUGGUUUUACUUCUAGGGGGAAGACAAAAAGGCAGGGGAUUUGAUUUAGGUAUGAUGUAGCGGGCUGGCGU